AUGUCGAUGCGGGUGUGGGGACUAGCGGUGGCGCUGGUGGCGAUGCAGUUGGCCGAAGCGUUUCAGCUCACAGGAUACUCGGCAUGCAGACCUCUGCUGCCAGCUGCGUCCUGUUCUUUCCUCCGUAGCCGCGCUCUUUGUGCUGGUUUAUCUCCAUCGACAGGUAGAGGCCGGAUCCAGAACCAGGGGAAUGUGAGGACGACUUUGAGGAUGGCGGGAGCUGUGGAGGCGGUUGAUGCCGAAACAUUUGAGGUCAUCAUUCAGGAAGAAACGAAACCUCUGGUGGUUGAUUUCUAUGCUGAAUGGUGCGGCCCUUGUCGGUUGGUUGCCCCUCAGCUGGAGGAAGUAGCACAAACCAUGAAAGAUCAAGUGAGAUUCCUCAAGAUCAACACGGACGAGAAUGAGAGACUCGCAACUCUCAUGCAGGUGUACGCGCUGCCAACUCUUCUUCUGAUCAAGGAUGGGGCUGUUGUCCAACGAGCUGAAGGUGCAAUGAUGGCGAACCAAAUACGGGAUCUCGUAAAGACUUCAUUCUUUUGA
This is a messenger RNA of Guillardia theta CCMP2712, 540 nucleotides long. RefSeq names its product thioredoxin y (gene TrxY). NCBI's taxonomy places the organism in Eukaryota, Cryptophyceae, Pyrenomonadales, Geminigeraceae. Gene Ontology annotation, cellular component: cytoplasm. Gene Ontology annotation, molecular function: protein-disulfide reductase activity; oxidoreductase activity, acting on a sulfur group of donors, disulfide as acceptor. The transcript has 4 exons. The record is from RefSeq and is a predicted model, not a curated record. Bases 1 to 540 code for a protein of 179 amino acids.